Molecule: messenger RNA, 1562 nt
Organism: Porites evermanni
Lineage: Eukaryota; Metazoa; Cnidaria; Anthozoa; Scleractinia; Poritidae
Source: the annotation of a GenBank genome assembly
AUUGCACUUUCAGCCCAACAUACUAAACAGCUUCAGGCACAACUAGCAUGCAACGGGGAAUUAUCAUUUUACGAUCAAGAAAAAAUCUUGCUCUUCAUCGAAAAUCCAACAAAUAUUUCAUCAAAUUACACCCUCUAUCCACGAGACGAAGUUUUGGCCGUUAGGUGCCGUAAUUCCAAAAGCAAGCCGUGGAUCAUAGGAAGCGUAAGCAAUGGUAUUGUUACCGAUACACGAUGGAAAUGCACAGGUCUUGCGAAAAGGGAGCCUCUAAAUUUUAAGUGGUCGCAAGAUAGGGCAGAUGAUAGCAACUGGGCCCAGGCUGUGGCCAGUUUUUCCAACCGAGGAGAUAGUCCAUGGCGAAAGGUGCGGGAUAUUUCUGAAGAUGCGUUCUGGAUUUCAACUGCUAACGAAGAUGAUGUGAGAAUAUUUUGCAGGCGCAGAUUGUCUGACGUUUUCCUGAAACGGACAAGCUUCUCAAAGGGUAUGAAAUGUCUUAAAAGUAAAGUGCCAAAUUUUGCUAAACAUGGAAAUCAGUUUCCUAGUACAAAUUGGCAGCAGACGUAAUAACUGUCUUGCAAGGCAUUUUUCAGUCACCAAUCAUUUGGAAGUGACUUCAUCGAUGGAAAGAUUCAUCGUGUGAAGAAUAUUUUCCAUUUGACAGAAGUUCUUCGUUGCCCUUUCUCCUCAAAAUUCAGUAUGGUGCCCCAGAUAUCGCCAUACCUGGAUCUGGUGAAUCCUUGUGAAGACUUCUAAAUGUAAACGUUUUUCCAGCAGAAAAAAUGGACUUCCUUUCCAAAGUUCCACUCCCGCAGUGAAACGCCUGAAAACGUGUUCCAUUUAUAUCCCAACCUAAAUUUCUGGAAUAUCUGCAAUCGGCAACAAAAUUGUUUAGACAUUUUACUCAAAGAGGGUAACUUCAGAUAACAAAAGGAUCCACACCCAUCCCCCCUCCCCUCCAUUCAAAGUUGGUGGCCUGGUGACGAGGUUGCGUGUAAACGCAAUUAGCUGUGUCAUUCUAUGCGUGUUUUAAAAUUCCUUGGAUCAGUUCUAUUUCAGUUAACAAUUGAAAUCAAAAGAAAUUCACUUCAAUGAUGGCACUUGGAAGGGCAACUUAAUUACCAAAAAAACGAUAUCCAACGGAUUGGUAAUGUUGACGUAUAGCUCACUAAAAUCCCUGAAAAGGAUAUUUCAUACAGAGUUUGCUCAUUGUAUUGUUUGUUCAAUUGUUUGAUCUAUGACUUGGAAUUGUUUUCUAAUUUUUACGGCCAUUACUUUCAUUGGCAUAACAAUAAGUACUUCUCAUCCCAGGUAUCUUCCAAACAACACUAGAAGACGUCGACUAUGCUCUUUCCAGCCAUCCUCGCUCUGAACACGAGGUCAAUGAUGUCAUGCAUUGUUACAAGAAGUGCCAAGAUGACCCCAAGUGCCUCUCGUUCAACUUUAAAUACACUUUAAGUUUACCUUCAAAAAACUGUGAGUUAAAUGGCGUCACCAAACGUCAAGAUCCUAACAAUUACGUCAAGAGGCCUGGGUACAUAUAUUAUGAGAAUGUAGAAUAUUGA